Paramecium pentaurelia is the source of this 2608-nucleotide messenger RNA. NCBI's taxonomy places the organism in Eukaryota, Ciliophora, Oligohymenophorea, Peniculida, Parameciidae. The record is from the annotation of a GenBank genome assembly.
AUGAUAGUCAGAAGAGAUCGUAUUCAUCAUUAAGGUAAAACUAAUAGAGAUUUCAAGUAAAUUCUUUUAUUUCAUUCAAGAAUGUUAGAUUCAUUUAAAAAUACAACAAUUAAUCAAUAGAAUUCAAUAGAUGGAAAUAGAAUUGCUUCAUUAUCCAUUCCAAAAAAUAAGAAGUUCUCAGAAAUCUUAGAUCAAAAAUCUAAAAGAAUUGUAUAAUGCAAAGAUCCCAUUGAAGAAACUAAAAAUUCAGCUAAAAAAUUUCAUUAACAUCAUUUAAUUGGUUAUCCAAGGUAUUUUGAAUAUUUGUAUAAUUAGAUUCUCCUAAUUAGAAGAGAAAUAAUUGAUGAAAAGAGUAUUUUGUGGUGAUUCUAAUACACUUUUCUUUGAUGAAGAACAUAUGUAAAGUUAAGAAAGUCCAAUUGAUACAAAAUGUAUUAUUAUUAUACUAAAUUAUCUAUUAGAUGAAUAAAAGGAGAAAUUAGCAUAAUAGAAAAAAGAAGAGAACACUACAGGAAUAUAAGAAACUUAAUUAGUUGGUUUAGAAAAUAAAAAUACACUUGAAGGAAAAGUAGACUUAGAAAAAGUUAGAGAUAUUAGAAGAGCUAUAAGAAGAAGAUAUGCAAAUAGAAAGAAUUUUUAAAAGAUUUUUAAUUUGUGGGAUGAAGAUUCUAAUGGUGCUGUUAGUGUUAAAAAUCUAUACAAUAUGAUAUAAAGAUUAGGAAUAAAUAUUAAUAUAGAUGAGGCUAGAGUCUUAUUAGCUAGUGCAGAUAUGGAUGGAUCAAAUGAUUUAGGAUUAGAUGAAUUUCUAGAUCUCAUUUUUAAUGAUAAGGAUGCUCUUAAUGUUAAUUUAAAGGCAUUACCAGCAUUAACUGAAGAUGAAAAAGAUUCAUUAAUUAAAAAUUAAGAAACUAUAGAUUUCCUUAGAAAAGAUGCUUUAUAAGCUAGAGAUAGAAGACAUUAGAAUUAAGUUAAUCUUAUUCUAAAAAACAGAGUAUAAUCUACCAAUUAUAAUUUAAGUUAUAAUAAUUGGGGCAAUAACUCACAAUGUAAGAUGAAUUGUAAAAGGGGUAUAUAAGUUUUGGUAGAUUUGAAAGUGUUAUAAAGAAAUUAGAAAUAGAUCCAAGUAUUUUAUCUGAAUAAGAUCUUAAAAUAUUAUAUGAAAAUUUCAAAAAUUAAGAUGAUACAUUUGAUUAUAAAAAGUUCUUGAAUCAUCUUAAAUCCUUUUAAUUGAAAGAGGAAGUUUAUGAUGAUCCAUAUUAAAACAAGAAUUAAGAACCAGUUGAUAAGAAAUAAUUAUUGUUAAAAAGUAUGAAAUAUUAAGAAGAUUAACUUAUUACAUUAUUUGAUAUUACAAGAGUAGAUGCUUAUUCCUUGGAGAAAAUGAAAACAAAGACUAAAAAUCUAAUGAAUAAGAUUUAAAGAUAUAUACCAUCACAUACUAAAUUUGAAGAAUUUCUUAAAAGCAAAAUCUAAAGCAAUAAUGUAAAUGUAAAAGAGUUUUCUCAUGUAAUCAUACAAUUUUUAGAAAGCGUAAAUGAAAGAUACUAAAAAUUUGAUCUUGAAAGCAUGCUUAGUGUAUUGUAAUUUAGCUAAUAUGAAACAUAAAAUGCUGAUGAAAUUGUUAGAAUAUUAUUUAAGUAUAAAUUAGAUUCAUAUAAUUUAGUGAAACUGAUUAAGAAUUUUAUGAUAGAGCAUAAUUAAGAUAUAAAGGACCAGCUCCUCCUGAUUAAGUUUCCAAAAUCAAUUAACCACUUUAGGCUAUAGAAAAUAAAGAAUAAGAUAUUGAAAAAUAAAUCUGUAUAAAUUAAUUAAUACUUUUAUAGAAUUUUAUAAUUAGGAUGCUGGAAUGACAUGGUAUUUACCAAAUUAAUCUAAAGAAUUAUCAGAAGUAUUAAUGAAGGUUGAAAAUUCCUUAUUUAACAAAACUGAAAGAGCAUAUAAAUUAUUUAAAGAUUUUGAUAAAGAUAAGGAUGGUUAUAUAUCUUAGUAAGAUAUGAAAUAGAAAUUAGAAGAAAUGAAUAUACUAAAUGGAUAAGAAAUUGGAAUAUUAAUUAAUUAUGUUGAUCCAAAUAAUAAAGGAUAUGCUACUUUUAAUGAAUUUCAUACUAAACUUAGAGCUGGUAUGACUAUAUUUGAUAAUGCUGGAAAUCAGUUAAUUUAAAUUAAUAGUUAACCUAAUAAGACAUUUCAAUGUGCAGCCAAAGCUUUCUUACCUGAAUUAUCAAGAUUAACUGAAGAAUUUAAAAAACCUUUCCGACCUUAGACUAAUCAUACAGAAAUACGACCUUCAACAAGAUUCGGAGCUACUCCUGCUUUUAAAAAUACUUUUGAAAAUUUUGUUCCUCCUAAAACAUCUCCUAUGUUUAUGACAUAAGGGGAACGAUUUUCAAAAAAUAGGGAAUAAUUUUUAUAAGAUGAGAAAGUUCAUUAUAACCAAUAAUAUGAAAAUAAACUUAACAGAAUUAGAUAAUAUCAUUAAUCUUUAGAUUAAAGAAUUCAAUCUGCUUAGGAAUAAAGAGAUUAGAAAGAUGCAAGCAAUUUAAAAUCAAAAUAAAUGGCUUAAUGGACUUAUGAACAUAAAGCGCAUCUUAAAAAUGAUUAUUUAUGA